GGAGGUUCCACGUCACUCGUAAGUACUGGAGAAGCAAACUAGCCACGGAUGCGGAGAUAAAAGAAACGGGAAUAACAGCUACAACCUAAAGAUAUUUUGAUUGGAGUUUCUUACAAAGAAGAGGACCUGCCUGGCACCAUGACGGCCGCAGAAAAUGUGUGCUACACCCUUAUUAAUGUUCCAAAUGACUCAGAACCUCCAUCUGAGGUCAGCCUUAAGACUGAUCUAGAAAAGGGAGAGAUCAAGGCCAAGACGGAAGCACUGAAGAAAGUCAUCAUCAUGAUUCUGAAUGGGGAGAAGUUGCCGGGCCUUCUCAUGACCAUCAUUCGCUUUGUCCUCCCACUCCAAGACCAUACCAUCAAAAAGCUGCUGCUGGUCUUCUGGGAGAUUGUGCCCAAAACCACUCCUGAUGGCAAGCUUCUACAGGAGAUGAUCUUGGUCUGUGAUGCCUACAGAAAGGACCUCCAGCACCCUAACGAGUUCAUUCGCGGCUCCACUCUUCGCUUCCUGUGCAAGCUGAAGGAGGCUGAGCUGCUGGAGCCGCUCAUGCCUGCCAUCCGCGCCUGUCUGGAGCACCGCCACAGCUAUGUGCGCCGCAACGCUGUCCUGGCCAUUUACACUAUCUACAGAAAUUUUGAUCACCUGAUCCCAGAUGCUCCAGAACUGAUCCACGACUUUCUGGUGAAUGAAAAAGAUGCCAGUUGCAAGAGAAACGCUUUUAUGAUGUUGAUUCAUGCGGACCAGGACAGAGCACUGGAUUAUCUCAGUACAUGUAUUGACCAGGUGCAUACCUUUGGAGACAUUCUUCAGUUGGUCAUUGUGGAGCUGAUCUACAAGGUGUGCCACGCCAACCCUUCAGAGCGAGCCCGCUUCAUCCGUUGCAUUUAUAACCUGCUCCAGUCCUCCAGCCCUGCUGUGAAGUAUGAGGCCGCAGGGACACUCGUCACCCUCUCCAGCGCCCCCACUGCCGUCAAGGCUGCUGCGCAGUGCUACAUCGACCUGAUCAUCAAGGAGAGCGACAACAAUGUCAAGCUGAUUGUACUGGAUCGCCUGAUCGAGCUGAAGGAGCACCCCACUCAUGAGCGUGUUCUGCAGGACCUGGUGAUGGACAUCCUUAGAGUGCUGACCACUCCUGAUCUGGAGGUCCGGAAAAAGACCCUGCAGCUCGCCCUUGACCUCGUCUCGUCGCGGAAUGUUGAAGAGCUGGUCAUAGUGCUGAAGAAAGAAGUGAUAAAGACAAACAAUGUCACGGAGCACGAAGAUACCGACAAGUACAGACAGCUGCUGGUGCGCACCCUUCACUCCUGCAGUGUCCGUUUCCCUGACAUGGCUGCCAAUGUCAUCCCUGUGCUGAUGGAGUUCCUGAGUGACACUAAUGAGGCAGCUGCUGCAGAUGUGCUGGAGUUUGUGCGAGAGGCCAUCCAGAGGUUUGAGAGCCUGAGGCCUCUCAUCAUAGAGAAGAUGCUGGAAGUCUUCCACGCCAUCAAGACAGUCAAGAUCUACAGAGGAGCUCUCUGGAUCCUAGGAGAGUACUGCAGUACCAAAGAAGAUAUUCAGAGUGUGAUGACAGAGGUGCGGCGAUCAUUGGGAGAGAUCCCCAUAGUCGAGAAUGAGAUAAAGAAGGAGGCUGGGGAGGGGAAGCCAGAGGAGGAGGUCAGUGCUGCUCCGGCCCAGAAACUGGUGACUGAGAUGGGCACUUACGUCACACAGAGCGCCCUCAGCUCCUCGCGCCCCUCCAAGAAAGAAGAGGACAGGCCACCACUGAGAGGCUUCCUCAUGGAUGGAGACUUCUUUGUUGCUGCCUCGCUGGCAACCACCCUCACCAAAGUUGCCUUGCGAUACGUGGGCAUUGUCCCUGACAAGAAGAGGCAGAAUUCCUUUGUGGCCGAAGCUAUGCUCAUCAUGGCCACUAUCCUGCACCUGGGCAAGUCCUCGCUGCCCAAGAAGCACAUCACAGACGACGACGUGGAACGCAUCUCCCUUUGCCUGAAGGUGCUGUCCGAGCUCUCGCCGCUCAUGAACGACAUUUUCAACAAGGAGUGCCGGAAGUCGCUCUCGCACAUGCUGGCCGUGCGCCUGGAGGAGGAGAAGCUCUCACAGAAGAAAGAGUCUGAGAAGCGAAACGUGGUCGUGCAGGCGGACGACCCCAUCUCCUUCAUGCAGCUGACGGCCAAGAAUGAAAUUACCUCAAAAGAUGACCAAUUCCAGCUCAGCCUACUCGCCGCCAUGGGCAACACCCAGCGGAAGGAAGCAGCCGACCCCCUGGCCUCCAAACUCAACAAAGUCACUCAGCUGACUGGCUUCUCGGAUCCAGUGUAUGCGGAGGCUUAUGUCCAUGUCAACCAGUAUGACAUUGUCCUGGAUGUGCUGGUGGUUAACCAAACCAGCGACACCUUACAGAACUGCACCCUGGAGCUGGCCACACUUGGUGACCUUAAGCUUGUGGAGAAGCCGUCUCCUCUCACUCUUGCCCCCCAUGAUUUUGCCAACAUCAAGGCCAAUGUCAAAGUGGCAUCCACAGAAAAUGGCAUCAUAUUUGGAAACAUAGUGUACGACGUGUCGGGGGCAGCCAGCGACAGGAACUGCGUGGUCCUCAGUGACAUCCACAUCGACAUCAUGGACUACAUACAGCCAGCCUCCUGCACUGACGCAGAGUUCAGACAGAUGUGGGCCGAGUUUGAGUGGGAGAAUAAGGUGACCGUGAACACCAACGUCAGCGAGCUGAAUGAUUACCUGCUCCACAUCCUCAGCUCCACAAACAUGAAGUGCCUGACUCCAGAGAAGGCUCUGUCUGGCAUCUGUGGCUUCAUGGCUGCCAACCUGUAUGCCCGCUCCAUAUUUGGUGAGGAUGCUCUGGCAAACGUAAGCAUUGAGAAGCCUAUCCACCUGGGCCCAGAUGCACCAGUCAACGGACACAUCCGAAUCCGGGCCAAGAGCCAGGGCAUGGCUCUGAGUCUGGGUGACAAGAUCAAUCUGUCUCAGAAGAAGUCCAUGUCUUAGAGGUGAAGCUCAUCGGUGGCAUAAAUGACAGCUGGUGCAAUGCCUCCCCACACUGCUCCGUCUAACCUCUCUGUUCCCUCUGUAGUAGUACGUGUCUCUGUCUCCACUGGGCACAGUCAGUACCGGCUGUGUGCUCCUGUGGCCAGUGGUUGUCAGUCCUAUCAGAUAUUCAAUGCGUAAGGGGAUUAUUAUUUAGAUUUUCACAAAGCUAUGUGUAUGCUUUAUCAGACCUCCUUCCCCUCCCCCCUACGUCAGUCAUCAAGGGAUUGUCUUUGCUCGUCUGUAACUUUCAAUAAACACUGCAGAUUAUCCAUC
Messenger RNA from Clupea harengus (Atlantic herring), 3315 nucleotides. It is a transcript of the gene copb1, whose product is annotated as coat protein complex I subunit beta 1. The record is from RefSeq and is a predicted model, not a curated record. Gene Ontology annotation, biological process: intracellular protein transport; endoplasmic reticulum to Golgi vesicle-mediated transport; intra-Golgi vesicle-mediated transport. Lineage: Eukaryota; Metazoa; Chordata; Actinopteri; Clupeiformes; Clupeidae. Gene Ontology annotation, cellular component: cytoplasm; COPI vesicle coat. Gene Ontology annotation, molecular function: structural molecule activity.